Messenger RNA from Folsomia candida, 1088 nucleotides. RefSeq names its product PSME3-interacting protein. The transcript has 4 exons. Lineage: Eukaryota; Metazoa; Arthropoda; Collembola; Entomobryomorpha; Isotomidae. The coding region runs from base 167 to 994 and encodes 275 amino acids. Gene Ontology annotation, cellular component: nucleus. The record is from RefSeq and is a predicted model, not a curated record.
GGGUAUUCUGUUGCUACUAAAAUGAAAUUAUUUUGUGCUGCUGGAGGAAUCCAAAUCUCGAUAAAAAGUAAAAAAAAAACACAACAAUCUAUAAUCUAUACGACGAAAGUGAGUAGUUUAAUAACACUUAUAAAAUAUCUGCAAACUUGGCAAGUCUUCUUGAAGGAUGAGUUCAGGAUUUGUGACGGAGAAGGAGGUGGAAGAAACAAAGAGACUUCGUCAGGAAGAAUGGGAUCGGGUCAGAAAGCCAGAUGACCCGGAAGAGGUUCCACUGGCUCCCGAGCAGUUGCCUGACCGUCGAUCACUCUUCGAUAGGCUCAAUGAACAAAAGAUGAAGAAACAAGAAGAGUUUGAAGAAGCCCACAAGUUCAAGAAUCUUGUUAAGGGACUAGAUGAUGAUGAGGCCGACUUCUUGGACCAUGUGGACAGGAAGAAAUGGGAGGAAGAGCACCAGAAACGAGUGGAAGAAGCAAAAGAGCUCUCAGAUUUUAGAUCCAAAGUUGCAGAGCUUCGGGAAAAAGAUUUGGAUGUGUUAAUCAAACAGGAAAUUGGAUUAAUCAAGACUGACAAAAAGCCAGCGGUAUCUACAGACGACGAUCUCUUAUCCAUUGGUGCAAAAAAGACUUCGCAGUCGAAACUUUUGGCAGGGUUGGUAAAACGGAAAAGUGUGACCGAGUCAUCAUCAUCUGCAGAAACCUGCUCAGAUGCAAAAAAGCCACGACAUGACAGCCACACCAAGGACGAGUCUCCACCAGCCGUCAGUACGAGUGCGGAGAACAAUUCAGAAAUACCCAGUGUUCCGUAUAAAGGAAAUUUAGUCUGCAUUGGAGUACUCCCUGGGCUCGAGUCUUAUUCAAAUUCCAGCAGCGAGUCUGGGGAAGACGACUCGAGCAGCGAAUCUGACCCUGAAAAUCUGCCCGUUCGAGAUCUUUGUGGCAGGAAAAUUGUAGCACAGCAAGAGGAAGACAAAAGUGGGUGCAAAGAAAAAAAGUAAAACGUCAUACAAACUUUUAUGUACUGUAUAUAUUGAUUAAUGUCUAAUUUGUAAACCCGUUUCUACUGAUAAAAUAGAUUUUAAAUGCCAAUAA